AUGAAUGCUGAAGGCGAGGCGAUAUUGGAGUUAGCAGCGAGUUGUGGGAUGGUGGUAGUGAAUACGUGGUUUAUAAAGGAAGAAAGCAAGCUUGUGACGUAUGAAUCUGGUAACAGUAGGACGGUGGUCGAUUAUAUACUGGUGAAUGAAGAAGAGAGGAAAAACGUGAAGGAUGCAAAAGUGAUUGCAGGAGAAGAAUGUGUGACCCAGCACAAGUUGCUGGUCAUGGACUGGAGAAUCAGGAAGGUGAAGAGGAGAAAGGUUGAGGGUAGAGGCAGGCUUAAGCUAUGGAAGUUACGAUCGAAUGAAGGGAAGCAGUGUUUCCGUGACGAAAUUGCGACAUUGAAUGUUGAGGGUGAGACGGCGGAGGAGCGAUGGACGUGCUUGGAGAAGGGUGUUUUAAAGGCAGCGGAGAAGGUAUGUUGUAGAAGUAAAGGCGGUAGUAGAAGAACAGGCAUGGUGGUGGGAUCAACGAGCAAAGGAAGUGGAAAGGUGGAGAAGAAUAGGAUCGAUUUGGAUUCAAGAAAAAGGCGCGAAGUGGCUAAAGGAAAGAAAGAAUCAGAAAGAGAAUGGAAGGAGGAAAUGGAAGAACUGGAGAAGGUGGAAGAUAGGGGGACACGGUUGAAGUGUGGAUGA
This is a messenger RNA of Xenia sp. Carnegie-2017, 636 nucleotides long. RefSeq lists its product as uncharacterized. The transcript has a single exon. NCBI's taxonomy places the organism in Eukaryota, Metazoa, Cnidaria, Anthozoa, Malacalcyonacea, Xeniidae. The coding region runs from base 1 to 636 and encodes 211 amino acids. The record is from RefSeq and is a predicted model, not a curated record.